ACUUUGAACUCUACCAACUGUCUUCGUAUCAGUCACAGGUAUCAGUGUAGGGGAAUGCUUAACCUCAAAAUUUGUUUACAAACUUAAUAAUUAUUUAAAUGAGUAUGCGUUUGUGACGAUGCCCUAUGAUAUAUACCCUUGAAAGAUUAACCAAGCGGUGCUGAUUGUAUCAAGUCUGAUAUGAAACGCACGUUAAAGUAAUCAAUCGGCAAGCCACAGCGCAGAAAAAGGAGAAAAAAGUACCAAAUAAAUUGAAGUGUGUGAGCUUAAAGUGAUUUCCAUCACUAAACGUGCACUAACAACCCUUUCAAGGACCUAAACCGCGAGAUAGUGAAAUCAUAAAGGCGCAAUGGCCAACGGCGAACUGCGACGACGAAAGGUUAAAGAGCAGAGUGAAAAGCGGCCGACCAAGAGUAGAACCCGGAAGCCCAGGGGAAUCAGCCCCAGUUCAGUGCAGACCUCACUCAUCUGCCUAUUUGUCAGUGGCACUAUCCUGACUACAUUCAUAGUCCUCUACACAGACGACAUACCAUGGUACAUAGGAAACAGGGUGGUAGACGACUUGGCAAAACGGUUCCUGGGAUAUUACAAGCCAGUACAUGCAGUUGUUAUCGACGCGGGCAGCACAGGGUCCCGGGUGCUCGCCUACACGUUUCACAAGUCGUAUUUCGGGGACAAUUUAGUGCUGGAUAAGGAACUGUUCGAGUACAACAAGCCAGGACUGUCUUCCUUUGCCAACGAUCCGGAAAAGGGAGCGGCCAAAAUAAAAGACCUAUUAGAAUUAGCCAAAAAGGAAAUACCCGAGGAAUACUGGGCGAAGACACCGCUGGUCUUCAAAGCCACCGCAGGCCUGCGAAUUCUGCCCCAAGAACAAGCAGACAAUUUGCUGAACGCGGUUAGAGAGCUGUUUAAGCAAAUGCCCUUCGUAACCGAUAAAGAUGCAGUGGAAAUCAUGGAAGGGGCGCAUGAAGGGAUUUUUUCUUGGUUCACUGUGAACUUUUUACUCAAUCGACUGAACUCGAAUCCGGCGAAUACGGUGGCCGCUUUGGACUUGGGCGGCGGCUCAACCCAGGUGACUUUUGCGGCAGUCACCCCGGCGAGUCUCCAGGAGAAGGAAAACAUCCAUGAGGCGAUAUCGCCCACUGGAUCCAUUCCAGUCUUUACUCACAGCUAUCUGGGCUUGGGACUGAAAGCUGCGCGAAAAGCCGUAAUUUCUUACGGGAAUGGGGAUGAUUUAAAUGUGACCUGCGAUUGUGUCAACACCGUCAUCAAGAACAAGCUAUUUCAGUAUCACGGGAAUGACUACUAUGUGAGCGGUCCUCAAAAGGACUACCCAAUUUCCAUGAAAAUCAUAGACGAUUUAAGUGAAGCAAUGGAGAUUCCGGUGGUGGAUUUCGUAAAGUGCUCGAAAAUGAUCGAGCAAUAUAUACAGGGGUUAUCCAGCCAGCGAAAGCCCCCGGAGGAACUGCCUUUGAAGGCGAUUUUUGCUUUCAGCUACUACUAUGACAAGGCCAGUCAAGCUGGGCUGAUUGAUUUUUACAAAGGGGGACAAGUGAAAGUCGAAGACUUUAAGGUGCAUGCACAAAACAAAUGUCACGAAGCCAACACAGACGAGCCCUUCAUAUGCAUGGACUUAACGUUCAUUUGGCUGCUCCUGGAAAAGGGAUUCGGUCUUAGCUUGGACACGAAAGUCUAUCUCUACAAAAAGAUAUCGGGCCACGAAAUCACGUGGGCUUUGGGGGCAGCGUAUGACGUUUUGACGAAAACCAAAGUGAUUUAGUUCUAUAAAACUCACGAAGCACCAAAGAACACAAACAGUACUCAACCAUUCCACAUAAUUAUUUUGCAUUUAUAUACAGAUAGUUGUUUGAUUAUUAUUUAGGCUGUGCCUUCAAUUAUUCCAUUUUCUCGUUUUUAAUUACGCAAACCUUUCCUUUGUACAAAUUAAAGCAAUAAUGUACGGUUUGAAAUUAA
Molecule: messenger RNA, 1974 nt
Organism: Dendroctonus ponderosae (mountain pine beetle)
Lineage: Eukaryota; Metazoa; Arthropoda; Insecta; Coleoptera; Curculionidae
Product: ectonucleoside triphosphate diphosphohydrolase 5
Exons: 8
Coding region: 350-1780 (476 amino acids)
Biological process (GO): nucleoside diphosphate catabolic process
Cellular component (GO): membrane
Molecular function (GO): UDP phosphatase activity; GDP phosphatase activity
Source: RefSeq, a predicted model, not a curated record